This is a messenger RNA of Protobothrops mucrosquamatus (brown spotted pit viper), 1275 nucleotides long. Its product is annotated as radial spoke head protein 3 homolog B-like. Bases 1 to 1275 code for a protein of 424 amino acids. The transcript has 8 exons. NCBI's taxonomy places the organism in Eukaryota, Metazoa, Chordata, Lepidosauria, Squamata, Viperidae. The record is from RefSeq and is a predicted model, not a curated record. Gene Ontology annotation, cellular component: cilium.
AUGGCGUCCACUUCGGUGCUGGUCAACCGGGAGGAGACGGGCGGGGUGGCCACGGGCACCUACUCCUACUGCAGCCAGCCCCGGGCACUGCCCAACCGCCAGCGUUACCGGACGACCCUGGAGGCCAAUGAGCUGGAGGAGGAGCCCAUUCGCUAUGCCAAUCUCAUGUACGAGCGGAGAGUGGUCCGUGGCAACACGUAUGCCCUCCACGUGUUACCUUGGAGCAGUGAGCCCGACCCGCUGGAGCUGCAGCGGCAGCGUGAAGCCCAUCGGAAGAUGCUGGCGAGGCAGAGGGCGAAGGAGCAGCUGCGGACCAGGACUCCAGAACCGCUGGAGGGGAGGCGCCACGUGGAUGUGCAGACAGAAUUGUAUCUGGAAGAGCUGACGGACCGCGUCAUCGAGGUGGACGUGGAAUGUCAGACGGAUGCCUUUCUGGACCGCCCGGCCACCCCACUCUUCAUCCCUGCGAAGACCGGCAGAGACGUGGCCACCCAGAUAUGGGAAGGAGAGCUUUUCGAUUUUGAUAUCGAAGUCAAGCCCAUGCUUGAGGUUUUGGUGGGCAAAACGAUCGAGCAGGCUUUGCUGGAGGUGAUGGAAGAAGAGGAACUGGCCAAUCUGCGGGCGCACCAGUACGCCUUCCUUGAAAUGCGGGCGGCAGAACUCGCUGAGGUCCAGCGCCUUGAAGAGCAGGAGAGGAGACACCGAGAAGAAAAGGAACGCCGUAAAAAGCAGCAGAUGGAAAUGCUGCAGAAGGAGAAAGAAACGGCGGAGAAGAUCGCCGCUCGCACCUUCGCCCAGCGCUAUCUUUCGGAUCUCGUUCCGUCCGUCUUCGGCAGCCUUCGGGACAGUGGAUACUUCUACGAUCCGGUGGAAAGAGACAUCGAGACGGGCUUCAUCCCAUGGAUAAUGGGCAAGAUGGAGACGCUGCUGGAGAGAAGGUCCCUUGGACGAAUCAUUGCUGAUAGCUUAAUUCAACACGUGGUGGAAAUGAGGCUGCAGGCCUUCGAAGAGGGCGCUUGGCCCGAAGCUCCCCAGCUGACUGACCUGGACGUGGAGGAGCUGGAGGCCGCUGCCUCCCUGCUGAUCGAGCCCUCGGGCCCGCUGGGGGCUCCUGACCAGCCCGAAGACUCAGGCCAGGCCGAGCCUCCGGUGAGCCAGGCAGACGGUCCGGGUGAAGCCGAAACCUCAGAACCGCUGCAAGCGCCAAGCCAGCCGGAAAACGAUCAAGGCCCAGCCGAGCAGCCCGACGGCGCUCCGGAGUCCGAGCCCCAAUGA